Messenger RNA from Paramacrobiotus metropolitanus, 3067 nucleotides. RefSeq lists its product as uncharacterized. Gene Ontology annotation, molecular function: catalytic activity. The transcript is spliced from 7 exons. Bases 369 to 2759 code for a protein of 796 amino acids. Lineage: Eukaryota; Metazoa; Tardigrada; Eutardigrada; Parachela; Macrobiotidae. Gene Ontology annotation, cellular component: cytosol. Gene Ontology annotation, biological process: trehalose biosynthetic process. The record is from RefSeq and is a predicted model, not a curated record.
UGGGUCUCGUUUUUCGGUUUUUGUACGUUGGAGUAGAUUGUAUGGAGAUUUUAUGUAUUAUUUAGAACAGUAAAAUUAGAGAUUAUCUGGAUUAUGUAACGUUUCGCAGGUGUUUUGCACAGGACGGUAGUGUUUCCUGAAAAUUGUCAUAAAUAUUUACAAUCGCUUCGGCAGUCGCCAAUUUCUUUUGCUUGCUAUCUAGCACGUUUUGGGCCUAUUCGUCACAAUUUGAGAUCUGAAAGCAGUUCAGCCUUUAGCGGACACAUUUUUACUGUCCCAACUCGAGGACGUCGCUUCGGUAGUCCAGUUACUCCAAUUUGGCACCUAUUUUUGCUUGAUUUCUGUCGAUAUUCGGUAUCUUACGAAAAAUGCCUCUGGAUAGAAACGGAUCUGCGGCGACGGAGAACGGUGUUUACCAGAACGGUCAUACCGUUCACGAGAAUGGUCAUACCACACACUCGAACACGCAAGAUUUUCGCUUCCAUUCCCUUGGUGAACGUGGCAUAAAAUCAGUGGGCAGUCUUUUGGAACAGAGCCUCAUUAUCGUCUCUAACCGACUGCCUGUUAGUGUGAAGAAAGCCGAAAGCGGUAAAUUGGACAUUUACCCGAGUGUGGGCGGCCUGGCCACGGGAUUAUCGUCCUACACGAAAAAUGCCGAAAACAAAUGGAUUGGCUGGCCGGGCAUUCCCAGUAAUGAUCUGUCGGAGGAAGAGAGACGCCACAUCAGCGAUGAACUGCAGAAAUACAACUGCUAUCCGGUGUUCCUAUCCCAAGAUCAGCUGAACGACUUCUACAAUGGAUACAGUAACAGUAUUUUAUGGCCACUAUUCCACGAUCUGCCGGUCACCCAGGAGGCGGAUGAUCUGCGGGAUCGCUACUGGAAUGCCUACCAGCAGGUCAAUCAUCUGUUUCUCGAGGUGAUCCUGGCGCUGUCGGGAACCGAUAGCUCCGUAUGGGUCCAUGAUUACCAGCUGAUGAUGUUGCCGGCCAUGCUGCGCAGCGCGCGGCCGCUGGAGAAUAUUGGGUUCUUCCUGCAUAUUCCCUUUCCGGCGGCGGAGAACUUUGCGACCAAUUUGAAAUGGGGCAGUGAUCUGGUGGCGGGUUUGUUGGGCGCUGACUUGGUCGGGUUUCAUGUGCAGUCAUACCUGACCAAUUUCCUGGAUGUGGUGGAGCAAUACGGCAUGGGCAGUGUGGAUCGGGAGAAUACGCGGAUCAAUCUGGUGGAUCGGAUGGUGCAGGUGGCGGAUUUUCCCAUCGGUAUCGAUUACAAGCGCUACUUUCAGGCCUCCAAGGACCCGGCGGUGCAACAUGAACUGUUUAAGUUGCGCAACAAAUAUCAAGGCCGAAAGGUUAUACUGACCGUCGAUCGGCUGGAUCCGUCCAAAGGUCUAGUGGAACGGGCCGCGGCUUACCAGACCUUACUGAAGGACAACCCAUCGUUUCGCGGAAAGAUUGUCCUGGUGAUGCUGGUUGUUCCAUCCCGCACGGAAAUCGAAGCCUACAAGAAUCUGAAAAUCCGCUUAGAAGCCCUCGUAGGGGAGAUCAACAGAGAAUAUGGCACCAAGAACUGGAUUCCAGUCCAUUACAUGUAUAAAUCUCUGCCCUUCGAGCGCCUGAACGCGUUGUACCAGUUAGCCGAUGUUGCGUUCAUUGUUCCGUUGCGGGAUGGCAUGAAUCUCGUAGCCAAAGAGUAUCUCGCCAGUAAACCAAAUAAAGACGGUGUGCUGGUUCUGAGUAAGACGGCGGGUGCCGCCGAGGAGCUCAGCGAUGCGGUGAUCGUCGAUCCGGCCCGUUCGGAAACCCUGGUUAACGGACUGGUCAAGGCGUUGCGUAUGCCGCCACAGGAAUUCCGUCGUCGAGCCGAUAGUAUGCGGAAGCAGAUUGAGUCAUCCGACAUCCAUAAUUGGGCGACGAAUUUCAUCAGUGCACUGAAUUUAGCCAGUGAUUCCCCUGAGAACGGCUCACCCACCGUGGGACUGACGAAGCGACAAGCGGCUAAACUCCGAAGCCGUUUCGAGUCCGCCAAGAGUCAGUUGGUGUUUUUGGAUUAUGAUUGUGUCAUUUCUCCGUUGAUACAAAUCCAAGAUGCUGAGUCAAUUGAUAAGUUUGUUGCGGAAUUAAAUUCCUUAUUGAAAGAAUUGUCAGUCAGCACGGAUGUGGUGGUGGUAACGGGACAAACACAGAGCACACUGGAGGAGAAAUUCGGCAAUUUGGAUGUAACACUGGUAGCGGAGCACGGGAUUUUUGAGCGUUUGCCCGGAAAAAAGAAAUGGCGCAGCUUCCGCAGUGCCGACUGGCAACCGAAAAUCCUGGUGCAUCUGAAUAAAUUUGCCGAGUUGACUCCCGGCAGCGAAGUGGAGACGAAGGAUUGUUCGCUGGUGUGGCAUUAUGAGAACGCAUCGGCGUACGAUGCCCAGAAACACUUGCUGGAAAUAAAACGCGUUAUUACUCCGCUGGCCAACGUGUGGAAGCUCGAUCUCAUCCAGGGGAAUAUGACACUGGAAAUCCGGCCAAAAGGACGGUGUAAGGGAUCCACGGCCAAGGAGCUUGUCGGGCGUAAUUCCUAUGAUUUUGUCUUGGUGGUCGGGGAUGAUCAAGAGGAUGAAAGUCUGUUUGCCGAUUGGCCGGAUGAGGCGUACACUGUGAAGGUCGGACAUGGACGGACGGGAGCGCGGUUGAGAGUGUUCCGACCGGAAGAAGUGCUAAGUCUAUUGAGGAAAUUUAUCAGCAGCGGCAAUAUAUUCGCCGUUUCUGCAUAGUGGACGAUCUGUUGUUAUGUUUCUCAUGUGUCCGUACUCUGAGAUGCGUGCUGCGUGGUGGUAUUGUUGUAAUAACUGGGUUCAUUUGCUGGUGAUAAGCUAAGUAUAUUGUUUUUCAAUUCUAUUGGGACGCACUGCAUUGCUGUAUUAUGUAGCCUGUAUUAUAUUGUGUUAUCGAAAUUGUAUUUUCGCUGUACUAUAUUGGCUUGGCUUUGUUUUUAUCACUGUUAAAGAAGUUACUUUUUUUUGCAAGCUGCUUUCUUUCGUCUGUGACUGCACUUAAGUAUAUAAAUAUCGGAAGCAGUGUG